Molecule: messenger RNA, 2295 nt
Organism: Daphnia magna
Lineage: Eukaryota; Metazoa; Arthropoda; Branchiopoda; Diplostraca; Daphniidae
Product: alanine aminotransferase 2-like
Exons: 14
Coding region: 180-1997 (605 amino acids)
Biological process (GO): biosynthetic process
Molecular function (GO): pyridoxal phosphate binding; L-alanine:2-oxoglutarate transaminase activity
Source: RefSeq, a predicted model, not a curated record
CUUCGUGUAGUUGUGCAAAGUAAAUAGGAUUGAGACGCCACAAAAUUUGUGCUCAUCAUACUGCGUCGAAAAACCCCUUAGGUUUUCAUAAGUCGAUCAGGCUACUUUUCUUUUCUGUGACUACAGAGAUAUCGACCGCACGUGCUUAGGGUGUAUCACUCCAACGACCAAUCACGAUCAUGCAGGCGUUCUGGCUUGGCCAUCAAAGGGGCGUGGUUCAAUCCACCUUCCGCAAGUGGAGGCUCCAGAAUCGACCACCGGUUUCAACCGUUCCCACAGUGGUAGUUGCAUCGCGGAGUAUCGUAACGCCAACCCAAUGCCUGGAGUCACAAACGUCAUCAUCUCUCCCCUCUCGGCAGCGUUCCAUUUCGUCUCCUUUCGACCACCAGCCAACAACCGCUCCAACCACACUGUUGUUUUCCCCCGCUGCGAAGAAGCAGCAUUCAGUCAGUCACUUCCACACACACAGCUGUCAGCUAGCUCAAUCGCGUAAAGGUGAUUUAAUUGGACGUGAAGAAGUCAUCUACGUUCGUCGAGCCAUGGCUACCCUUGCAGCUCAAAGUCACGUAGAUCUCGUUCUGAAUGUUGAUAACAUUAAUCCUAAUGUCAAGGCUAUGGAAUAUGCUGUCAGAGGACCUCUCGUUAUUCGAGCCGGAGAAAUUGAAAAGGAGCUGGCUAUGGGAGUAAAGAAACCAUUCACCGAGGUCAUUAAGGCUAACAUUGGCGACGCACAGGCGAUGGGACAAAAGCCAAUUACCUUCAUUCGCCAAGUACUUUCGUUGGUAGCCUACCCGGAUUUGCUGAAUAGCAAGGAAUUUCCCGAAGACGUCAAGUCCCGAGCUCGAGCCAUUCUCGAAUCCAGCAGGGGAAGCGCGGGCUGUUACAGUGAUUCAGCAGGAUUAGAACUUGUUCGGAAUCAUGUGGCCCAGUACAUUGAGCGCCGCGAUGGGUUUCCCGCUGAUCCAAACAACAUUGUUCUUUGCGCCGGAGCUUCUGAAGGCAUCCGAUCUACGUUGAAGAUGUUAUCUACAGUAAGCGGUCCACGCACCGGAAUCAUGAUCCCGAUUCCACAGUAUCCUCUUUAUUCAGCUUCCAUCGUCGAAUACAACAUGGAACAAGCUGGUUACUAUUUAAACGAAGACAAUGAUUGGGGUCUAGAUGUAUCCGAACUGGAGCGAGCUGUAAAUGAAGCACGCAAACGGUGUAACGUUCGCGGAAUCGUUGUAAUCAACCCUGGAAACCCAACCGGUCAAGUACUUACCCGAGAUAACAUUGUUGAAGUCAUCAAGUUUGCCCAUAGGGAAAAACUUUUUAUCUUUGCUGAUGAGGUGUAUCAAGACAACGUUUAUGCACACAACAGAAAAUUCCAUUCCUUCAAAAAGGUGACGAAAGAAAUGGGUGAUCCAUACGACAAGCUAGAAUUGGCCUCUUUCCUAUCAUGCUCCAAAGGCUAUAUGGGCGAAUGUGGAUUGCGCGGCGGAUACGCGGAAAUCGUCAAUAUGGAUCCGGCAGUUAAAGCGCUUUACUUGAAAAGUAUCUCUGCAAAACUUUGCCCUACAGUUCUCGGCCAGGCUGUUAUGGACUGUGUGGUUAAUCCUCCACAACCUGGCGAACCAUCCUAUGAACUCUUUAGCAAAGAAAAAGCAGCCGUCCUUCAAUCUUUAUCUGAGCGUGCAAGCAUGAUUGCCAAAUCGUUCAACUCGAUUCCCGGCAUAAAGUGUAAUACCGUUCAGGGAGCAAUGUACGCUUUUCCAGAGGUUAAGAUUCCCGAGAAAGCAAUUGCCAAGGCAAAGUCAUUAGGACAAGCACCGGACGUUUUCUACGCUUUCCAACUACUCGAGCAAACAGGAAUGUGUUGCGUUCCUGGAUCAGGAUUCGGGCAGAGACCUGGAACUUACCACUUCAGGACAACCAUCCUCCCUCAACCAGAGAAACUGCAAAUCAUGUUGGACAAAUUCCGUUCCUUCCAAGAGAGUUUUAUGAAAGAAUACCAAUAAUAAGUAGCACAUUUCCUUUUCUAUCACUUUAGUAGUUGUGCUUUAUUUGGGAUCACAACACACAUAGGGACGCAACACUUAUAUGCAACACUUUAUGCUUUUUGAUGUUCUGUUUUUUGCCUCCAUUGAAAGCAAACCUGGCAUCAAUCAGUCCAAACACCACCAGUGCCUUUUGCGAAUGUAUGGUUUCUCGUGUGUUCAGCCGUUAAAUGUAUUUGUUUCCUUUCAUUAAUCGGCGCAUUUGGAUACGAAUAUAAAAUUUUUUUAAAAUGUAUGAAAUAAAUUUGAAUCCCAAAGU